Molecule: messenger RNA, 2801 nt
Organism: Mangifera indica (mango)
Lineage: Eukaryota; Viridiplantae; Streptophyta; Magnoliopsida; Sapindales; Anacardiaceae
Product: cyclin-dependent protein kinase inhibitor SMR13-like
Exons: 2
Coding region: 1735-2094 (119 amino acids)
Biological process (GO): regulation of DNA endoreduplication
Source: RefSeq, a predicted model, not a curated record
UGUGAUUUACUUGAGGUUUUGAAAAUUGUUAGUUUGUUAGUGUUUUCUGCUUUAUACUUACUGAGUGUUCUACAUUUGUUUGCAAAACCAGUUGAGCUGAAACCAACCUUAAGAUUCAGUAAGUCACAAGAAUCAAAUUCAUCAAUUUCACUGUACUUGUUGAUUUGGGAAGAUUCUUUUUCCAGUUAUUAUCAUCAGCAUCAUAAUCAGUCAAGUGAUAGAAUUGUCUUGGAAAUAUCGCAGGUUGUUAAAACUGUACUAUUCAAAUACUGGUUAAAUUGGGUUUCCAUAAUUGCAUUUAGAAGCUCAAGACUUUUGUUGUUGACUUUGAUGAAAGCAAUUACUUAACUCUAAAGUCUGUCUUCUGCAUGCAUGCCUUCCUGUGUUUCCCCCUAUUGUAUAAAUCAAACUUUAUUAUUUUACUAUUCUUCAUAGAUUUUAGAGCUGGAUAAACAGUAAAACUUAGUGCUCAGUUAUAUUAUCAUAUGAUAAGAUAAUUUUAAAAUAAAGAUAAAAUAAUAUAUAAUAAUAUAUUAUUGGAGCAUUCAGUUAGUUCCUUAAAAUUGGUGGUACCUAUGAAACACCUCUUUGAAGCCUGAUUUCAGCUCUUUCAACUAGGAUUGAGUUAACAUUGAGAAUUUUAUUUGUCCAAGUAAGCCUCAAAAAACAAACAUUGGGGAUUACUUCCACUACCAACCGUCCGAUUAGAAUCUUAAACUUCAAUCCAACGACCAAAGCAUAAUAAUACCAAAGCCAAAAGAAGACAAAUUCAUUAAUCAUCCACCCAUUUUUGGCUGAAAUGGGGAAAAGUGCCAUGAAUAAUAUGAAAUGGCCGACUAUCAAUCAGGUGAGUAAGAAGCUGAGAUUUAGGGUUUAGAGACAAAAUCUCUGCAUGCUUCCUCAACUAUUUUUGUUUUUGUCCAAAUGGGUUGAUUAGUUUAUUGGAUUAGAGUUAAUCAUAAGUAAUCAUAAAUUCGAAAAAGGGUUUUGAGAAUCUUAAGUAAUAUAACGUUUACCAUUUUAUUUCUUGAACAAUUAAAAUAUUUUAGGAAAUUAUCAGAAACUCUUGCUUGUUAGGAUGAAGUACAAUUUAAAUAAUAAAUUGUUCAAAUUUAAGCAUAUUUAAGAUAAUUCAAUAUCCUUAAAAUUUGAAAAAUAUUAUCACUUGAAAUUAAAAUUCAAGUUCUACUAAAAAAUUAAUAAAUACCCCGUGCAGUGCGGCGAUCAAUAUAGGAGGCUGCCCAAAAUAUUCCUCAUGAAUAAUCCCUAGGUGCAUCAACUUUCAAACUCUUCUUUCCUCUCUUAUCUUUCUCUCUCAGUAUUUCUCGUUAUUCUUAACCCAAUUAUAUAAACCCCUUUAAUCUCUAUCCCCUCCAACUCUUGCUCUUUCUCCUUCAUCAUGCUCUCCAUAUAAAUCCCUACUCGCAAACAUGUAUUAUUUAGGAUUUUUUUCUGCUUUUUUAGCUGGUUUGAGUUGGGUCUAUCUGUAGGUUUGGUUAGUAGUUUAGGUGAAGCUUUUCAUGAUCUUCUUCAUAAUCUCAUCUGGGUUUGUGUGAAACUGACUGGUGGGUUGGUAAUGAAGUUUGAGUUUAUCACAGUUAAAUUUACUGUGUCUUUUGAAGAGUAAUUUACAAUAUUGAAAAGGUUUUGCUUUUAAAGACUCUAGGUGUAGUCAAAUUUAGCAGCUCUAAAGUUCUUUCCUUUUUUUUCUUAGUUUUUUUCCUUAUAAGUCAAAUGGCUCCAUCUGAAAGAAUUACAAGAGCAAGAGCAAGAGCAAGAUUAUCAGCAUCAGCAGCACCAAAGGCAACAAGAAAUACUCAAAACAAGAAGAAGCUGCAGCAGCAAAUUAAGGAACUUCAAAAAGCAUCCGAUGAUUUUUCAAAGAAUAUUAAUAUUGAUGAAGAUCAUCAUCUUGAUUCUUCAAGUGGGUUCUCAACACCAAAGGCUGAGAGAUACAGAAUACCAGAGAUUGUGACAUGCCCACCAGCUCCAAAGAAGCCAAGAGCUGUCUCUAACAUCUCCUCACUGCAAAGAGCUCCUAUUGCCUUCUUUGCUCCUCCUGAUUUAGAGCUCUUCUUCUACUUUGCUCUAUGAUUCCAAGAGUUUUAAACGAUAUCAACAUAAUAUUCUUCGAUUUCAUUGUUGAAGUAUAUUUAUCUUUUCUUUUACCAGAAUUAAUAAUAGGGUAUACUAAUUAUCAUCAGUAUUUUUAGGUUUUUUUGUUCUUGUUAAUGUAUUGCUGACAUUUGGAGAGUGCAAAAUUACUGUAAUUUUAUCCAGGGUGGACUGUUUGAGGUUUGUUUUUUUUAUAUAUGAAGCAGAAAAUUAAUGAGAAAUAAAAGAUUUGAUAAAGCAUAUGCUUCUUCUGCUUCUUAACAUUAUUAUUCUAUUUUUGGUAGGGCUCAGUGAUUAUGCAUGGAAUCUUUAUCAACAAUGUCAACAAAACAAGGUGAAAACACAGUGGAAAAUGAGAGAAAAUGGUGAGAAGAAAGGAGUUGUUUGGAUAAGUAGGAAAGUGAGGAUGUGUCAGAAAUCAGAAUGAUAUCAGUGUCUCCAACCUCAUUCACUCCUGCAGCAGCAGCAGGAGCAUCAAUUAGAGAAUCCGAUGAAACCACUCGUGCGGGUUCCGAUCAUUAUCACAUAUUUACAAUCUGAAGACAAAUUAUUUAUUAUUAUUUUCUCACUUUACUUCAUAAUUAUAAUUAUACUUCAAUUUUAGUUCUUAAUUAUAUUCAUUUAUUUCUCAGUUAUUCCUUCUAAUUGUUUCAAAGUUAAUGUAUACUUAAAAUGUGAUUUAAAAG